Messenger RNA from Pelmatolapia mariae (spotted tilapia), 3613 nucleotides. It is a transcript of the gene synpo2la, whose product is annotated as synaptopodin 2-like a. The transcript is spliced from 4 exons. NCBI's taxonomy places the organism in Eukaryota, Metazoa, Chordata, Actinopteri, Cichliformes, Cichlidae. Gene Ontology annotation, cellular component: actin cytoskeleton; Z disc; nucleus. The record is from RefSeq and is a predicted model, not a curated record. Gene Ontology annotation, molecular function: actin binding. The coding region runs from base 17 to 3613 and encodes 1198 amino acids. Gene Ontology annotation, biological process: positive regulation of actin filament bundle assembly.
UCCAGAGAGAAGAACAAUGGUUGCAGAGGAAGUGAUAAUUACAUUGUCUGGUGGAGCGCCAUGGGGGUUUCGUCUCCAGGGAGGCGUGGAACAUCAGAAACCACUCCAGGUAGCGAAGGUGCGCAAACGCAGCAAGGCAUGCAGGGCUGGGUUGCGGGAGGCUGAUGAGCUGGUCUCCAUCAAUGAGCAGCCAUGUGCAACGCUCUCCCAUGCCCAGGCCAUGAACCUCAUCGACAGUUCCCCUGGGAUAUUACACAUCCGGGUCAAAAGGGCGCCUGUUGGUUUUCAGUCUGUGGUGCUUGUGACCCGAGCCCCAUCUCCCCGAAUAGACAAAGAGUACCGUGCUGCUCUGCGAGCUAUGUCACCAAAUCACCCUCACCAUGCACCUGUCCGUGAAGUCCAUCGUAGCCGCUCCACCCUAACCAGCGGCUUGACAUCGCCACCUGGGAGCGAGGCUUACUAUGGCGAGACUGAUAGUGAUGCAGAUGUGGCAGGCUACGAGAGACAACGCAGGCAGAAACGCCGAAGCCCCAGCAACUCCAACCCUGGGAAACCCACAGGACGAACCUCUCCUGAGGGUGGGGAGACAUCAGAAAUGAGUGGCUAUGACAGCGCUCCAGAUGCACAUGUUUACCCCCGUUUAUUGGAUGGUGGAGAGGGAAAUGGAGGAGGAGGUCUGCCAGGGGUGGCUAGAAGGGAAGUGAUUUACCAACCUCCUGGUCCCGGAAUGUGGUCUUCCCAGACAUCGACAGAGACUUCCUCUAUCAUAUCCUCAGCAGAUGACCAAGGGCCACGGGAUGCAGGGCAAGAGGAGGAUAGUGGCUUUUUAGAGCCUGCCAAUGUGCCACUGGUAUCCCCUGAGAGGGCAAAGGAGGCUCUGAUGCUUGGCUCCCGUAACCAGCUCGUGCCCAUGGUGGGUCCUGUGAAUAAACCCAUCGAUGAUGAGCUUACAACAACCUACAUGGAAAAGGCCAAGCAAGCCAAACUGAACCGAGGGGAUACACAGCAAGACAAACAAGUAAAGGAAGCCAAAAGCAAGUGUAGAACAAUCGCCUCUCUUCUGACAGAUGCUCCUAAUCCUCACUCAAAAGGUGUGUUAAUGUUCAAGAAGAGAAGGCAGCGCUCCAAGAAGUACACACUCACUAGCUUUGGUAGUGUUGAUGAGGACAGGUGUCAGGACUCACAAGAGGAGGAUGGGGUACUUCCUGGCAGUGAAUCUGAGUUUGAUGAGGAAGGUUUUUCAUCACUUCCUGACCCGACUUGGGACAGUGACUAUCUGGAUAUGCUGGAAAAGAGGGCAACAGCAGGUACUGAAGGUCGUGGGGAUGGAGCAGAGGAUGCUCCGAGUCCAGGUUUGAGUGACACUGUGGGCAAGGGUGCCCAGUUAUUUGAGCAACAGAGAAAAAGGGUCGCUGAGCAUGCCAAGAAGGCAGAAGCAGCAAAACCUCAAGUACCUCCACAAUCCCAAGUCCAUGAGGAACCUCAGAUACUCCAGAUGUUUCAGUCACAACAAGAAGUAGAGCCACAAGUACAAACAAACUUACAACCUCAGCACAUAACACUACCUGGACCUAUAUCCACACAACCAAUGCUAUCACAAGCCCCAGGUCCAGUUUCUGUUGCAUCCCGUGGAAUGACUAAUGGAGACCUAUCCUACUCUGCAGUCAGCAGAGCUAGCAUGGAGGAGUCAUCUCCACCAGUGGCACCCAAACCAGCUACUGCCUCAGUUACCAUUCUGACCAGUCCUGGUCAACCAGCCGAAACACCAUUGCCAGAACUACCUGUGAGUAAUGUUCUCAACAGAACAGCACGUCCUUUUACCCCUGGCUUUAUCAGCAUUCGGGCUGCAACUGCCCCUGUGACGUUCCGGCCACCUGUCACAAAGACAACCCAGCGUCCUGCCUCAACAGCUGUUGUCCCGCCACCAUUUUCCACUACAUCUGAACUAGACAUUAACAAUACAGCAGGAACUUCACAGCUAUCCCCUGGUACUUCAUCAGUGAUCUUGCCACAAUCUUCCAUACUUCAAAGUUCCUUGGUCUCAAAGCCAGAAGCUCCUGUUACCUAUCACCCUCCAUCCCUUUCUAUUUGUGUGCAGUCAACACCACCAAUUACUACUGUUCAGCAGGCUCCAUUUCCAACUGUUACUCCAGCCUCUGUUCCAUCAGUACCACCAGCACCACAGGUACCAGUGAUUCUAGCCCCUGGUCCACCUACAUUUCCUGUCUCAGCUGACCAAGUUAUCCCAGUGUCUCCACUUCAAACACCAGUUGCUCAGCUACCACUGCAAUCUUCAAUUGCACCUUUGUCUAAAGUGUCAGUGGUCUCCCAGCCUGAAACUGUAGCUCCAACCCCAGUUCCUGGUCCAACAGGUCGCACAGGAAUCUUGCUUGAGGCUCGAAGGCGUAGUGGGAAACCCAAACCAAUGUUCAAUGUGCCAGAUGUUAAAAAGAAAUCCCCCAAUCCUGAACUGUUGUCUAUGGUGCAGAAUCUGGAUGACAGAUCCAGCCGACACAACUAUGGCCAACCACCCAACGAGAAUAUCUAUGAUGAUUCUGAGGAAAUUAGAAGCGAUGAGGCUGGCAUAGGAAAGGUGCCUCCUCCAGUGGCACCCAAGCCACGAGUUGUUCAUGAAGCUCCACAGAUUCUCCAAGCAGGAGGUAAGGGGGCCCAACUGUUUGCCAAAAGGCAGAGCCGUAUGGGUAUGUAUGUAGUGGACACUCCACCUGAGACUACUUACCAGAAGGAAGGGGCAAUGCACAGUGCAGCACAACCCCUUGGUUCCUCCCUCAAUCCUUCACUUCCUUCUCAAUGGAAAUACUCCCCAAAUGUCCGUGCACCACCCCCAAUUGGGUACAACCCACUUUUGGCCCCAUCUAUCCCUACUGGGCCUCAGAGAGAAACAAACAAGCCAGACAACAGGGGUAGAGGAAGCUCUCCAAGAGAGGGCAUCAAAGCACUGGAUUUCAUGAGAAGGCAACCCUAUCAGCUCAAUUCUGCCAUGUUUAACUAUGGGGGCAGCGCUGCUAAUCUAGCCGCUAUGCCUUCUUACCAAGCCCAGCAGCGUGACUACAUACCCCCAAUGGUGGGAAGCUCCUUGACCUCACCAAGGCAGAUCCCCAUCAAAACAGCCCGUGUCUAUGAGGUCAAGCGAUUCUCCACACCUACACCUAUGUCCGGUCCAUCUCUCGCUCCUAAAGUCCUUGCACCACGCUCAGCCACUUCCCUUGGAGAACGUUUGACUCACUCUGGCAUGACCUCCCCACCUCCUGAAACCUUCACUCCAACUGCAGUCUCUGCCUUGACAACAGCACCAGACAGUAUACCAACUCCAGCUGCACCUCUGUCCCAACCAACUGGACCACCCAACCUUCCAAAAUUUUCUGCCACUCCCAUUCCAAACCCAGUGCCCCCUGCAGUCCCAACACCUUAUGCUCCAGUGUCAUAUACCACUGGGCUCCAGUCAGCCAAACAGUUCCAGAGUGCUCCUGAGCUCAGCAUCCUUGCCUCUCUUCCUCCACUCAAGUCCAACCCAGUACAGGCACCUAAACCACGAUUUGUGGCCACCAAGGGAGGUGUUCAGCCCCGUGUCUGGAGGCCAGGGGCAAUCUGA